Sitodiplosis mosellana (orange wheat blossom midge) is the source of this 1265-nucleotide messenger RNA. RefSeq lists its product as uncharacterized. The coding region runs from base 6 to 1265 and encodes 419 amino acids. The record is from RefSeq and is a predicted model, not a curated record. The transcript has 4 exons. Lineage: Eukaryota; Metazoa; Arthropoda; Insecta; Diptera; Cecidomyiidae.
UUAAAAUGGGAAGAAUCAAAGGGUUGGAAAAGUAUUGCAUUUCAAACAACGCAAUUACUGAAGAGAUUGAUAUUCGUGACGAAAUCGCAAAAUGGCUACGUGAACAUGGUGAAAAUCCAACGAUUAUAAUCGAUGUGAAAGAGUUGAAUCGAGUGCUUGGGGAUCGUUAUUCGCUUCACUCAUUUGCUGAUGUCUUGAAUCUGGGCGGCCAAUUCUGGAAAUUCAAUGAAAUUUUGGAUUAUUUCUUUGGCGAGAUGAAAAAGGCCGGCGCAAAUUUGAUGUUCAUUGCACGAUUGAAUGAAAGCCGAUUCAAGGAAAUGAACGAAUGGGAAAAAUCAACUUUGCAUCCCAACGAACGCUUACUGUAUAAUUUGAUGCAAAUCUGCUCGAAAUAUGGUCGACUGUCGGUGAAUUAUGGCUUGGGUAAAAGUUCAGUUUUGGCUUAUGCAAGACAGUAUCGCGACCAGGUCAUGGCAUUGAUUACGCGCAAUACAAAAUAUUUGGUGUAUGAUAUUGACUUCUCAUAUUGGUGCCUUGUCAAUGUGGAUUUCUACCAACUGAAAAUUGUAAACAUCUCGCCGAAACAGAUGCUACGAAACCUCGCAUUAAACACGAAACAAAUGCAACUCAUUUUCGCACUAUCCAUGCUCGAAUCGAAAGUAAAGUUUCGACUUGUUGAAAGAAAAUGCGAUAAAUUUUGGCGCAUGGUGCAGUUUGUGGAACCAUUUAGAUAUGGCGAGAAGGGUUUUGAUUUGAAUGCAUUGGCAUAUAAUUUGACCAAACAAGAACGUGAUGAUUUGGAAGAUAAGUUGAACCGUAUAUUUGCCAUAAACGACUACGCUGGCAAUUGGAAUGAAGACAUUUACGAGGGACUGAUUUUGGAUUUGGCAAACAAUGAGGAAUCGUUCAAUUUGGUGUUGCAAUUCUGCAAAGAAAACCUUUAUUUUGCUUACAAAUUGAUCAAUGAAAAAGAUUCGACGCAAAAAGAUCUGCUGUGCAUCGAAUAUCGCCAUAAAGAGGAUGUGAUUUUUGGUAAUGUAAUUGUCAUCAUAAUGCGCAAAAUGUGUGGAAUCCUUUUUAAAGAUGUUAAUCCAAAAAAACGUCCGGCGAUUCGCACCGUUCAAACCAACCAGCAUCUUGGUGCCAUUUUUGUCACUUCAGUAAGGGAUAUCAUUUAUCCAACAAGUGAGAAUUUUCCAUCGCAUUCAAAUGUUUAUACAGAAAAUUCCUGUGCCAUUGCCGAGUCUCGAAGAAUUGUUGGUUGA